Cyprinus carpio (common carp) is the source of this 2267-nucleotide messenger RNA. RefSeq names its product oocyte zinc finger protein XlCOF6-like. The transcript is spliced from 3 exons. Bases 339 to 2132 code for a protein of 597 amino acids. NCBI's taxonomy places the organism in Eukaryota, Metazoa, Chordata, Actinopteri, Cypriniformes, Cyprinidae. The record is from RefSeq and is a predicted model, not a curated record.
UUUAAAGUGUUUAAAUCAACGCAACCAGAUCAGGAAGUUUCAUAGUUUUAACAAGCAGCGUAAAAGGGCUUCAUUAUUGCAGAAGAAAACGUGCUACAGCAGGGGUCCAAUCCAGCUCGUGGUGAUCGACUGUCCUCUAAUAAACACACCUGCCUUUAAUUUCCAAGCGAUCCUGAAGACCAUAAUUAGUUGCUUCGCGUGUGUUUGAUUAGGGUUGAUGCUGAAUUUUGCAGGACAGUCGAUCACCAGGAGCAGUAUCUGACAUUAAUGAAGGUCGUUUUUGACAAACACACAGAAACACUCCUGCUGGAGCAUCUGAGAUCCAUGUGUUAAUAAAGAUGGCGUUUAUUAAAGAGGAGAGUGAAGACAUCAGGAUUGAAGAAGUGUUCAGUCUGAAACAAGAUACCGAGGAACAAACAGACCUGAUGGCACUGAAAGAAGAGAAGCAAGAAAUGAAAAAGAUAGAACAGAAUGAUUUCAUGACUGUGGAAAAAUCCAUACAGGCUGAAGCAUCAUCACAAAAAAAAGCUCAGAAGACCAAAUCUAACAGUUGCUUCACCUGCCAUAAAUGUGGAAAGAGUUUCAAUAAAAAAUAUAAACUUAAAGACCACAUGAAAGCUCACACUGGAGUGAAACCAUUCACAUGUGAUCAGUGUGGAAAGAGUUUCAGAUGUAAAGCAAGCCUCAAAACUCAUAUGAGACUUCACACUGUAGAGAAGCUUUUUACCUGCAGUGUGUGUGGAAAGAGCUUCCCAUAUAAAUCACACCUUGACACCCACAUGAGAAUUCACACCGGAGAGAAGCCCUUUUCCUGCAAACUGUGUGGGAAGAGCUUCACAAACAAAUCACACCUAGAUUCCCACAUGAAAGUUCACACUGGAGAGAAACCAUUCACAUGUGAUCAGUGUGGAAAGAGUUUCAGGCAUAAGUUAACCCUUAAUUCACACGUGAAGAGAGAACACUCUGGAGAGAAUGCUGUUGUAUGCCGUCAGUGUGGAAAAAAAUUCAGCUGUGAAGCAAGCCUCAAAACUCAUACGAGACUUCACACUGUAGAGAAGCUUUUUACCUGCAGUGUGUGUGGAAAGAGCUUCCCAUAUAAAUCACACCUUGACACCCACAUGAGAAUUCACACUGGAGAGAAGCCCUUUUCCUGCAAACUGUGUGGGAAGAGCUUCACAAACAAAUCACACCUUGAUUCCCACAUGAAAGUUCACACUGGAGAGAAACCAUUCACAUGUGAUCAGUGUGGCAAGAGUUUCAGACAUAAGUUAACCCUUAAUUCACACGUGAAGAGAGAACACUCUGGAGAGGAAGCUGUUGUAUGCCAUCAGUGUGGAAAGAGAUACAGCUGUGAAGCAAGCCUCAAAACUCAUACAAGACUUCACACUGUAGAGAAGCUUUUUACCUGCAGUGUGUGUGGGAAGAGCUUCCCAUAUAAAUCAAAUCUUAAUUACCACAUGAGAACUCACACUGGAGAGAAGCCCUUUUGCUGCAAACUGUGUGGCAAGAGCUUCUCAAACAAAAGAGUUCUGAAGUCACACAUGAGAAUUCACACAGAAGAGAAGCCGUUUCUUUGUGAUCAGUGUGGACAGUGUUUCAGACAUAAAUUAACCCUUAAUUCACACAUGAGAACUCACACCGGAGAGAGUCCUUACACCUGCACACUGUGUGGAAAGAGCCUCUCAAAUAAAUCAGCCCUUAAUGGCCACAUGAGACGUCACACAGGAGAGAAGCCCUUCACCUGCACACUGUGUGGGAAAAGCGUCUCAAAUAAAUCAGCCCUUAAUGGCCACAUGAGACGUCACACAGGAGAGAAGCCCUUCAGCUGCACACUGUGUGGAAAGAGCUUCUCACUAAAGGAAAGUCUCAAGGGUCACAUGAAAACUCACACAGGAGAGAAGCCUUUCAUGUGUGCUCAGUGUGGAAAAUGUUUUGCACUCAAAAGAACCCUUACUAAGCACAUGAGGCUUCACUCAAGAGAGAUCUCUUUUGUUAACUGUCAUCAGUGUGAACAGAGAUUCCCGGACAAGAGACGCCUUAACUAUCAUGAAAAAAGCAAUUCUCGAGAGACAUCUUUCACGUGCCAUGACUGUGGAGAUUCAGAUUUAAAGGAAACCUUACAGUUCACAUGAGAAUCCACACUGGAGAGAAACCUUUCACCUACACUCAAUGUGGAAGGAGCUUCAGUCAGAGCAUAAGCUUUCAGACUCAUGUGAGGUUUCACACUGGAGAGAAGCCUUUCAAGUGUCUUCAGUGUGAGAAGAGCU